UUCUUACAAUAUGAAACCCCUUUGGCUCUUUGAUUCUUUUGACUAGGAAGUAGAUGCAUUGAUCUGAACCAAUCUUUAUGCAUUAUUUGGCAAAUAGGAUUAAAUACACCAUUCACACUUCUCAUUGGUGAGAAUAAUCAUUCAUUGGGAUAAAGCCCCUAGAAUUAAUAAGUUUGAUUUGCAAUUGAAAAUAUGUGGAAUGAGCAAUGAGAGUGAAUUUGAGGGCUGUUCCAACUUCGAAUGCUAAUUUUUGUAGACAUGAACUUCAACAAGCAUAAUAUAUUCGGAAGAGUAGGAUUUGAUACAACUUCAAGUCGUGAUGCGAGUCUCCCGUACAAGAGAUCAAAUUAUGAAGGUUUCAAAACUAAGCCGAGGCUGUCUGUUCCUCCGGUAUUAACAAAAGAUGGACUUCAUAAUAACCAUAACCAGAACAAUCCCAGUAACUUUACAGGAAAACUCUGGCACAAAAACACAAGCGCCAAGAUCCACCACCCUAAAACUCUUGAUAAAGGCAUAAACACCCAACAAGUUCUCUCCAAGCUUCCAGACUCCACCUAAGAAGUCGUCCAAGGCUUCUCCGAUCUUGCAGAACAUCAGCGGCAUGUACAAGAACUCAACCUUGAGCUCAGUCGGUAACCAACACAAGUUUUUGAACAAAAACCUGACCAGUCUGCCCCUCGGAACCAUUGCAGGCAAACAGAUCUACAAGUGUUCUGACUGUUCGAAGAGUCCUGUCGGAGUGGUCAGAGCCUAUGCCAUCAACAGCAACCAAGGCUCUGUCAGGCCGUACAACGAAGACAGAGUUGUUGCAUACAACACAACCAUAAAGUCGCAGACUGGUGGCGAUGUGCAGUUCACAUUCAUCGCAGUGUAUGAUGGCCACGGAGGCCAGUCAUGUGCGAACUACCUGUCUAAAGAGCUGCACUUCUUGCUUGCUGACGACUCAACGCUGUUGUCGAACCCACUGGCUGCUCUCAAAUAAACACAUUCUGGCGAUUGACCAGGAGUUCUUGAAGUUCUACCAUGAGAACCCGACCAACACCGAGUACCAGAGAGCAGGGUCUUGUUUGAACGUGGUCAUGAUUCUGGAUGACACCUGAUACGUGGCUAACGUUGGAGACUGCAGAAGCAUAAUGUCAGCAAGCGGAGGAAGUGAGGUUUACCAACUUUCGAGGGACCACAAGCCAUCAGACCCGAAUGAGAGAGACAGAGUGAUCGAUUCAGGAGGCCAGAUCUAUGUGUCCGCAAUCAAGCAGAUGACUAGCUCUGCUGGAGUCUCUAUUCAAAGAACAGAUAAACUAAUCUCAAAGUCCGAUAGUCUGCAAUGUUCUACAGAAAACGCUCUUAAUGUUAUUGAGAAUGGUGGGGAAGCUUAUGGCCCUUACAGAGUAUUGCCAGGUAGACUGUCUGUAUCUCGAGCAAUCGGAGAUGCUCAUGCCAAACUGAAGCAACUAGGUGGAAAUUCUUCAGUAGUGAUUCCUCAACCGGACAUUAAAAGAUUCAAAAUUCAAGGAAACUAUGAUUUUAUUAUAACUGGUAGCGAUGGGCUCUUUGAUAAGCAAUCUAAUAGCGAUUUGGUCAAAUUAGUUUACAGAACUUCUUUAGAUAUAUAUUCGAAUAAGACUACAGAUAUCAAUGCUAUCGCUAGCAGCUGUGCAGAUGAAUGAGUAAAAGAAGCUAUUAGGAUCAAAUCUCUUGAUAAUAUUUCUUGAAAUGUUAUAUUCUUCGACAAUUUUAUCAAUUUCUUAGAAGGAAACCCAAUUAUAAGCGGAUCAAGUCAAGGUGCAUUCUCAGGUCAUUCCAAUUAUGACCUAAAAACAUCAGAUCUUGACAAGACUCAUUCUCCAAAAGCCAUUGAAUACAUGCUAGAAAGUUUAAAAUAAGCAGAAAAUCCUAGAAGAAGGAGAGAAGACAUUGUCAACUCUGUCAUUCAAACCCCUAAGCCACCCUCCACCUUCAUCAUCCAUUUCUAUUUUGCCAGUCAAGUCCAUCAGUAACCAGCCAUAUCUUGACCACAUCCAGGCGAAGAGCUCUGCCAAAGGACUUAAGGCGAUAUCUAAUGACAGGAAUAAAUUUAGAGCUCUCAAGACAAUAGAGGAAAGUCAAGAUGAUACUGAAGGUACUAAAUCAAGAAGACAUACCCAGCCAAGGAAUCUCCAAAGGCACUAUGGACUCUCAGAAGAUCGUGGCAAGAACCUGAACAUUGGAACUUUCUCUCUGAGAAAGAAAAAUGAGAAGACAAUGAAAUAACAUUAACAACAGGAAUACACGGAUAAAUCAUAUAGAGCCUGGAAUGUAUAAAAGCAAGGCUCCUUACAGUACAGUUGCGAAGAAUGAGAAGACUUUUAACUUACAAUCAGCGAAAAGGAAUACACCUGGAUUUUCUACUGGUCCAUCGAUCCUUGCUUCAAUUCCUUCAGCGAACAAGAACAUGCAGCUGCAAGGGUUCACCAUUAAGCCUGAUACGAAGUACACUUCCUUGGCUGAGGUUCAUCAGAGGGGGAUCAGGAGCAAUUUCAAGAAUUUUUCUUAACAGAGAGUAGUCAAUAUA
Messenger RNA from Moneuplotes crassus, 2551 nucleotides. Lineage: Eukaryota; Ciliophora; Spirotrichea; Euplotida; Euplotidae. The record is from the annotation of a GenBank genome assembly.